UUAGAAGAAGAUCCCCCAGUGUUUUGAGUUUCGGCGCCGGUUGCGGCGGUAAGGAAUUACCUGAAGCGUAUACUUUUGUAUCUACCUGAACAUCGGUUUGCAGCUCGUGCAUCAAAUAUAUCACAACUAUGAAAAUCGAGGAGGUAAAAAGCACCACGAAGACACAGAGGAUUGCCUCCCACAGUCAUGUAAAAGGACUCGGGCUAGACGAGGCCGGGAAUGCUAAGCAGAGCGCAUGUGGUCUGGUAGGCCAGGAGGCUGCGAGAGAGGCUUGUGGCAUAAUUGUCGAGCUCAUUCGCUCGAAGAAGAUGGCAGGCAGGGCAGUGUUAUUGGCAGGGCCACCUGGUACAGGGAAGACGGCCCUUGCCUUGGCAGUAGCACAGGAGCUGGGAAACAAGGUGCCUUUCUGCCCGAUGGUCGGCAGUGAGGUCUACUCAUCUGAAAUUAAAAAAACAGAAGUACUGAUGGAAAAUUUCAGGAGGGCCAUUGGACUGCGUAUCAAAGAGACCAAGGAGGUGUAUGAAGGGGAGGUAACAGAGCUGACCCCCUGUGAGACUGAGAAUCCCAUGGGAGGCUACGGCAAAACCAUCAGCCACGUCAUCAUCGGUCUCAAGACGGCCAAAGGCACAAAGCAGCUCAAGCUGGAUCCUAGUAUUUAUGAGAGUCUUCAAAAGGAGCGCGUGGAAGUGGGAGACGUCAUCUACAUUGAAGCAAACAGUGGAGCUGUCAAGAGACAAGGUCGCUGUGACACAUUUGCAACAGAGUUUGACCUGGAAGCAGAAGAGUAUGUCCCACUGCCCAAAGGUGAUGUCCACAAAAAGAAGGAGAUCGUGCAAGAUGUCACGUUGCAUGACCUGGAUAUUGCAAAUGCCAGACCCCAAGGAGGACAGGACAUUCUUUCCAUGAUGGGACAACUGAUGAAACCAAAAAAGACAGAAAUCACAGAUAAACUCCGAGCUGAGAUUAACAAGGUGGUGAAUCGCUACAUCGACCAGGGCGUAGCUGAGCUUGUACCCGGUGUGCUGUUUGUGGACGAGGUGCACAUGCUCGACAUCGAAUGCUUCACCUACCUACACCGAGCACUCGAGAGCUCCAUCGCGCCCAUCGUCGUAUUCGCGUCCAACAGGGGAAACUGUUUAAUUAGGGGGACGGAGGACAUCAGCUCUCCACAUGGGAUUCCUCUGGACCUGCUGGACAGAGUCAUGAUAAUCCGCACCAUGCUCUACACACCACAGGAGAUGAAGCAGAUCAUCAAGAUCCGUGCUCAGACUGAAGGGAUCAAUAUCAGCGAAGAAGCCUUGUCACACCUGGCAGAGAUCGGCACAAAGACCACCCUCAGAUAUGCUGUGCAGCUGCUGACACCGGCCAAUCUGCUGGGACGUGUUCAAGGAAAAGAGAGCGUGGAGAGAGAGCAGGUCGAGGAAAUCAACGAGCUGUUCUACGACGCCAAGUCCUCGGCUAAAAUCCUGCAAGAUCAACAUCAUAAGUUUAUGAAGUAAAACCGGAGUUAGUUCUUUCUUUCACAGACUAUAGAGAGUGUCACCAGGGCAUGUUACAUCGUUCACUUCAAUCCUCUGCAUUUUCCCCAUCGUCACUUUCACCAUCGCUCAUUUUGUUCUGCAGCAAUUACUGUAGGAGUUUUGUUUUAUUCAUUCUGUUUGUUAAUGGAAAUAAUUUUGAAUAAAAGUGGAAAAAAAACAA
Solea senegalensis (Senegalese sole) is the source of this 1701-nucleotide messenger RNA. It is a transcript of the gene ruvbl1, whose product is annotated as RuvB-like AAA ATPase 1. Gene Ontology annotation, biological process: regulation of transcription by RNA polymerase II; chromatin remodeling; box C/D snoRNP assembly. Bases 129 to 1499 code for a protein of 456 amino acids. Gene Ontology annotation, molecular function: DNA helicase activity; ATP binding; ATP hydrolysis activity. Gene Ontology annotation, cellular component: R2TP complex; NuA4 histone acetyltransferase complex; Swr1 complex. The transcript is spliced from 11 exons. Lineage: Eukaryota; Metazoa; Chordata; Actinopteri; Pleuronectiformes; Soleidae. The record is from RefSeq and is a predicted model, not a curated record.